AUGAGCGACGGUAUUGAUAGCGACUACAGCGGGCCAGAAGAGAUUGAUGAAAGGGAUGUUAGGCCUAGAGGAUAUGACGUUGAGUUUUGGGAGCCACUAAUAGAUGGUGAUUUGGGAGGCAGCAACGCCGUGGAAGUUGUGUUUAACGAGAAAGAGGCAAACGGGGUUGAUAAGUCGUCGGAGGGUAGCAGAAGUGAGCCUGUCGGGGGAAGCAGCGGCGGUAGUGGUUUGAAGGGUGUCCCCGUGGAUGACUUCGCGUGGAUGGGUCGAACGAGUAUUGGUGGACGUACCAGCCGUGGUCGGGAGUCUGGUGGUCAAGAGCCGAGUAGCCGCAAGCUGGCAGAUGUGGAUGACGAAGAGUUUGACAUUCCACCUUUGUAUGAUGACACGGUGUACGAAGCUGCCGAAAUCCCAGGGUUAGAUGUCGAAGAGGCUGAUGGUGUUGUUCAUUUUGGGAAGGUGUAUGGUAGUAAAGUCGAUUGUCAGAUUGCUUUGGCCAUUUACGCUAUUAAAGGGCAGUUUCAGUUCAAACAGACGAGGACAAAGGUUGACUCGUUUGUGUGCGAGUGUCCUGAUGAUCGUUGUGACUGGAGAGUCACAGCUCAUGAGAUACGGGGUUGUGGUUACUAUGAAAUUAGGAAAGCUCAGCUGGAUCAUUCUUGUCCUAUCGAGAGUAGGAAUGGGUAUGGCAGUAGGGGAACUGCUAGGGUUAUCGCAGCAGUGUACAAGGCAAAAUUUAAGGAUCCUUCAAAAGGGCCAAAGGUGGUUAAAAUACAAAGGCUCUUGAUGGAGGAUCUUAGGCUGUCGGUAUCAUACAUGAAGUGUUACAGAGCCAAAGAGCAAGCAAUGUUUGAGUUGAGGGGACCAGAUGACGACUCGUAUAUGAAGCUGGCUGAGUAUUUUUAUAUGCUGAAACUUGCUAAUCCCGGGACGAUAGCUGAUAUUGAGACAGAGGUGGACGACGAGGGGGUCCAGAAGCUGAGGCAUGUGUUGGUUGUAGACGGCACACAUCUAAGUGGGAAGUACAAGGGAGUGUUGCUUACAGCAAGCGGACAAGAUGGCAAUUUCCAAGUGUUUCCUAUGGCAUUUGCAAUAGUAGACAAUGAGGAUACUGAGGCAUGGACGUGGUUUCUGCAGAAGGUUGAGAGGCUAUUGGCAGAUUCGAGCAACCUUGCUAUAAUAUCAGACAGGGCCAAUUCAAUUGCCAACGCGGUCAGCUGUGUGUAUCCACAAGCCCAUCAUGGGUUUUGUAUCGUCCAUUUGGCCAGGAACGUGAAGGCUAGGUUUUCUAGUAAGGGGUUAGCGAGGCUGGUGACUGCGGCUGCGACUGCGCAUAGGAUGAGGGAUUACAAAAACUUCUGUGACAAGAUCAGGGCGUCAAACAACGAAUGUGGGGUCUAUUUGGGGAAGAUAGGGUCUGCACGUUGGUCUAGAACGUACUUUGGGGGGCAGAGGUAUAAUAUAAUGACUAAUAACAUAGCUGAACAGCUUAACAACGCGUUGGUAGAGGGUAGGUCGUCCCCAAUAAUUGAGUUGGUGAUGUCCAUACAAGGAAUGAUGACAAGGUGGUUCAGUGCAAGACGUAAGAAGGCCAAUAAGCUUCGGGGUUUGAUGACAAUAGAAGUCGAUAAAUUGAUGACGAAGACCAUGGCGAUGUUUAGGGGCAGCAAGGUUAACUCUAUUUCUAGCUGGAGCUGCCAAGUUGUUGGGAAGUUUGGUUGUUCUGAGAGUGUUCAGUUGGAGCAGAAGAAGUGUACUUGCAAGUACUUUAACAACAUGAAGAUACCAUGUGGACAUGCCAUGAUUGCAGCCGACAACAUAGGGCUCGCAUAUGAAACUAUGGUAGGACAUUGGUACAAGACGGUGGCGUGGAGGAAAACCUACGCAGGUAUUAUUAGGCAAAUUGACGACCCUAGGGACGAAGAUAUUCCAGACGAUAUCAGGGAUGCAACGUUAAUGCCACCAUUGACUAAGAGGCCACCAGGAAGGCGUAGGACCAAACGAUUCCCCUCGACAGGGGAGAUGCUGGGUGCUAAGAAGAAGACUGUGCCUAAUAAAUGUGGGAGGUGCAGGGUAGAAGGACACAACCGGACUAAUUGCACUGCUCCGAUAUGA
Messenger RNA from Brassica napus (rape), 2115 nucleotides. RefSeq lists its product as uncharacterized. The transcript is spliced from 3 exons. NCBI's taxonomy places the organism in Eukaryota, Viridiplantae, Streptophyta, Magnoliopsida, Brassicales, Brassicaceae. Bases 1 to 2115 code for a protein of 704 amino acids. The record is from RefSeq and is a predicted model, not a curated record. Gene Ontology annotation, molecular function: zinc ion binding.